Molecule: messenger RNA, 1426 nt
Organism: Rhea pennata
Lineage: Eukaryota; Metazoa; Chordata; Aves; Rheiformes; Rheidae
Gene: CALM2
Product: calmodulin 2
Exons: 6
Coding region: 108-557 (149 amino acids)
Molecular function (GO): calcium ion binding; enzyme regulator activity
Source: RefSeq, a predicted model, not a curated record
CGGCCGGGCAGGGCUCAGUGUGAGGCGAGCCGUAGAGCGGGCUGGUAGCUGCUGUGCCCCGUGCAGCCGUUCGCUUCCACCACACCCCACAGCCAGGCCGAGCCACCAUGGCUGAUCAACUGACAGAAGAGCAGAUUGCAGAAUUCAAAGAAGCUUUUUCACUAUUUGACAAGGAUGGUGAUGGUACUAUAACUACAAAGGAGUUGGGGACAGUGAUGAGAUCGCUUGGUCAAAACCCCACAGAAGCAGAGCUACAGGAUAUGAUCAAUGAAGUAGAUGCUGAUGGCAAUGGCACAAUUGACUUCCCAGAGUUUCUGACAAUGAUGGCGAGAAAAAUGAAAGAUACAGAUAGUGAAGAAGAAAUUAGAGAAGCCUUCCGUGUGUUUGAUAAGGAUGGUAAUGGUUAUAUUAGUGCUGCAGAACUUCGCCAUGUGAUGACAAAUCUUGGGGAGAAGCUAACAGAUGAAGAAGUUGAUGAAAUGAUUAGGGAAGCAGACAUUGAUGGUGAUGGUCAAGUAAACUAUGAAGAGUUUGUACAAAUGAUGACAGCGAAGUGAAGACGUUGUACAGAAUGUGUUAAAUUUCUUGUACAAAAUUGUUUAUUUGCCUUUUCUCUGUUUGUAACUUAUCUGUAAAAGGUUUUUCCCUUACUGUCAAAAGAAUAUGCAUGUAUAGUAAUUAGAAGGCCAUUCCUCCAUGUUUUUCUCCUUUAUCUUACUGUCAUUGUUCUGAUUUUUGGAAAAUUGAUCAAAGUAACAAAUGUUGCAUGUGGCUUACUCUGGAUAUUUAAGCCCUUCUGCACAUCUAAAGUUAGAUGGAGUUGGUUAAAUGAGGGAACAUCUGGGUUGUCUGUUUAAAAAAAAUAGCUGUAGGAGACUUAGGUAUGACUAAUGUAACAAGUUACAUAAAGUAAGUUAGGGUUUACUGUGCAUUAGCUAUUCCUUAGUUAAAGCACCAAGCUGGCUCUAGUUCUCCAGUAUGUACAUGAUAGUUUAUUCUGCUUUCUGUGAUGGUGGAUGAGGACUCUUGUGCUUACCUGCAGGAUAAAACCAUGUGAACAGUACAUAGUGAAGUGGCUAAUGCACUGUAAAAAUCUCUUCUAACUUGUUUCAUGGUAACUUGUUUGUGGUCAUACCUGUAACAUGUUGUUGAAAUGUGGAGUCUUAACUUUGUGGACGAUUGACAGUCAACAAUAUGAAACUUAAAAGUUGCACUAAUGCAAAACGGGUGUAUUAUCCAGGUACUCGUACACAAUUUUUUUUGUACUGCUGGUCCUGUACCAGAAAACAUUUUUUCCUCUUGUUACUAUGCUUUUUAAACUUUGUUUAGCCACUUAUUUUCAAAAAUCUGCUUAUGGCACGAUUUGCCUCAAAUCCAUUCCAAGUUGUAUAUUUGUUUUCCAAUAAAAAAUUACAAUUUACCCAUA